Drosophila grimshawi is the source of this 2596-nucleotide messenger RNA. RefSeq names its product ras-GEF domain-containing family member 1C. The record is from RefSeq and is a predicted model, not a curated record. Gene Ontology annotation, molecular function: guanyl-nucleotide exchange factor activity. Lineage: Eukaryota; Metazoa; Arthropoda; Insecta; Diptera; Drosophilidae. The coding region runs from base 105 to 2294 and encodes 729 amino acids. Gene Ontology annotation, cellular component: plasma membrane. Gene Ontology annotation, biological process: Ras protein signal transduction; positive regulation of GTPase activity. The transcript has 6 exons.
GAUAAAUAAGUAAAUAAAAAUAAAUCGCCAGCAUAAACGAAAUUGUUAAUUUGCCAAACGGAAACGAGCAAUUAAUGUUGAAUAAAAUGUGGCAGCCAUAAAAGAUGACGAGUUUGCGUCGAUUGGAGCGCAAAUACCCAAUGUUGUUCCUGCAGGAUGUGAAAAUUGUUGACUGCGAAACAUCGUCUUCAGUGCAGCAGGAGGAGGUGUUGCUCAUCAAUGGGGUGCCAGUUAAAUUGGAUGGGCUGCCGGCAGACGAUGCCAGUGCCAUUAAGAGUGCCCUGCUCGAUGGCCAGAUGCCGGCAGUGGAGCAUCUGAAUCAGUUACUCUUUCGCGCCGGAUUGGCACAGCAGCCCAUCGAGGUGGAAACAUCGCUGACAGUCAAAUCCUCGCUGACGACCACCGAGGAGGUGCUAGUCUCACGUAACGGAAAAGUGUUGGACGAACGGACCGUCGAAACCAAAGAGCACUUUAAUCAUCAGUCGCAUCAGAAGGAGAUCUGGCAGCCAGUCAGACAGGAGAACGCCUUGGCACGUGCAACGCCGGAGAAUGCACUCAAAUAUCGCACAAGUUCGAAUUCCACAUUCUCGUCCCAAGGUACAACAACUGAUGGGGAACCGCAUGGAAUUGCCGAUCGUCUUGGCCGGCAAUUGAAUCAAACCUUUUCGAAUGCCUCACUGGUGUCGAGCAGCUCAGCAAUAACUGGGUCGGAUCAGGUGAUUGGCUCCACAUCGAAUGUGUCCAAUGCCACAACACUGGGCGACAAGUCUUCGAAUAUUAGCAGCUGUGACUCGGGCCAUGACGGCCUCUUCCACAGUGUCUCGAUGAGUGCGCCUUAUAUGCAGGGACAUGGACAUGGACAGGGACAGGGACGUGACACCCAAACGGAUUCCUUGUACUGUGACAUUCUCAGCUCAGCUGACGACACAGACGAUGCAGUGUCUGUCGCCAAGCUGAGCACCAUUCUACAGAUCAGAGAGUCCUGUGACAUUGUCAAGGAUUGCCAAACCAAAGACUUGCCAGCCGCUGGUGAUUUAGCCGUGCUAGUCACGCUCCUCACCAGCUGCAGCAAUGAGGAUAUUGAGUUCACAUUUCUACUCUGUGCGCGCUUAUUUGUUUCGAUGCGGGAGCUGUUGGCAAAGAUCAUCCAACAGUGCCGGGGACAAGAGGAUGUCCUGCUGCGUCUGCUUAGUCACUGGCUGCGCAUAUGUCCCAACGAUUUUCGCAACGAGACGUUGUUGCAAGAACUACGCAGGCAGCAAAGUAGCGCAGGAUUAAGUGCUUUCCUCGAUGGUAUUCCCGACGCACUGCACCAAGUGGAUGCGAACAAUCGCUUGCAACUGCAGUAUUUGUUGGCCAAGCAGACCUCGGCCAGCUCGCUGGGGCGACAGAGUAGUAUUAAAUCGCUGAAGCGUUUCGCCGUCAACGUUUACAAAUCGGACAAUUUGCAGAGCAAGUGCAGCAGCGCCUUUGAACUGGCCCAUCAGCUGUAUGCCAUCGAAUAUGCCUAUCUCUCGCAGAUACGUCUCGAGGAGUUUGUCCAAAUGCUAAAUACGGGCGAGUUCAAAACGUGCAUGACGCAAACAAAGGCGAGCACCCUCGGCUGCAGCAGCAGCUCUGGCAAGCAACCCGAAAUCAGCAUUGCUGCCUAUGUGCAGUGGUUCAAUCAGCUCUCCCAUUUGACUGCCACGGAGAUACUCAAGCUUUGCAAAAAGUCUCAACGUGCGCAGAUGGUUGAGUUCUGGAUUGAGACCGCCUUGGAGUGCUUCAAUACGGGCAAUUUCAACAGUCUUAUGGCCAUUUUGACGGCUCUAAAUAUGAAGGCGAUAUCGCGUCUUAAAAAAACGUGGUCCAAGGUGCAGACAACCAAAUUUGAGGGCUUGGAACAUCAAAUGGAUCCCAGCUCUAAUUUCCAUAAUUACCGCUCGACCAUGAAAGCAGCCGUUUGGCGCUCCGAGCGUGAGGAUGCCAACAAAAUUGAGCGUGCCAUUAUACCGUUCUUCUCGCUGUUCCUCAAGGACUUCAGUGCCAUCAAUGAGAGUCACACAACCAGACUCGCCAACGGAUACUUUAAUUUUGAAAAGUGUUCGCUUCUGGGCGCCCAGCUGCGAAUCUUUAAUAAAUGCCAACGAUUGGAUUGUCCGUACGAGCAAUUGGCCAGCGUUGUGACCUAUUUGCAGAAGGCAGAAGUUUUCACCGAGGAUCUGCUGAUGAAAUCUUCCUAUGAGUGCGAGUCGCCGGAUGGUGCUGACGAGAAGGAUCAUUACAAAGCAAUGAAAGCUGCUACAAAAUAAUCGAACACACAUUAUUCGAAUCAUACAAUAAGAUUAAUUUUUUUAUUUUGGGCAGAAAUUUGAAUCGAGCCUCGCACAAACUUCCAUAAGAGUUUGUACACAAAUGUUUUCUGUUGUUACUUCCAUUUGCAUUUGCAUCGCAAUAACGAUAAUAAUUUUAACUCUAAAAAAACACAAUCGUAUUUGUUAAUUUGUACUUAAGUCUCUAGGAUUAUAUAUACAAUACACAAUAUAUUCAACUGAUUGUAAUCGAUAGGUUGCCAUUCAAUUUGAAAAUCCAAUAAAUUUGCAAACAACAUUAA